Triplophysa rosa is the source of this 1155-nucleotide messenger RNA. RefSeq names its product UBA domain containing 1 (gene ubac1). The transcript has 7 exons. The record is from RefSeq and is a predicted model, not a curated record. Gene Ontology annotation, molecular function: protein binding. The coding region runs from base 352 to 1155 and encodes 267 amino acids. Lineage: Eukaryota; Metazoa; Chordata; Actinopteri; Cypriniformes; Nemacheilidae.
AGUUAUUUAUGAAAACAAACCGAUUAUGUUUAUUAUAGUGAUUCUCAAGAAGAUAAGGUCUGGUAUGUAUGUGUUUGAGAUAUAGGAGUAGCAUAUUUUGAGUUUUGUAUUUGGGCUGUUGUCGUUGGGCUAGUUUUCAGUUAAGGGGUUCCAAAACUCGGCAACUGAGCCAGCUAAUCAAGGUUUUAGUACUACUAAUAGGCAUAGUAGAAACGUCCAAUCAGGUGUGUUAAGAAAAGUUGGAACUAAAUUCUGCAAGACAGUUGCCCUCCAAAACCGAGUUUGGACGCCCCUGGUUUUGGUGGACGAUUUCGCUGAUUUAUUCUGGCAACCCUAAUAACAACCUUAAGCAUGCGCACAUUUCUUGCUGUUUGUAUCGCGUCGCAGGUGUCAACCAGGUUUAAGCGAGGAAGAGGACAUCUGGCUGGAGUUUUCCGGGCUGUACACAGCGGGCUUAGUGUCUUCCUUGGGGUGCGUUGCAUUUCUGUUGCUGCUGCUAUAAUGUUCGUGCAGGAGGAAAAGAUCUUCGCUGGCAAAGUCCUAAAGGUCCAUGUCUGUACCCUGGAAGGCACGGAGUGGCUUGAGGAGGUUACAGACGACACCACUAUAGAGAAACUCAAAGAAAAAUGCUUGAAGCAUUAUGUCCAUGGAAGUCUAGAGGACCCUAAAACCCUUACACAUCAUAAACUCAUUCAUGCUGCCACUGAGAGAAUUCUCACAGAAUCCAAAACAGUUGCUGAGGAGAAUCUCAAAGAUAACGAUUGUUUGUUGUUGAUAAAGAAAAGACCUCCACUGGCUCCACAAAAAAUGACUGACGUAUCUGCUGAAGAGAAGAAGCAUGAGAACAAAGCUCCGGAUAAGGAUGCUAUCCUUAAAGCCACAGCAAAUUUGUCAACUCGUAACACUGACCGUACAGUAACUCAGCACAACAUCAGAGAUUUUCAGACAGAACUGAGAAAAAUUCUGGUGUCACUUAUUGAGGUGGCUCAGAAGCUGCUGGCUUUGAAUCCAGAUGCUGUUGAGCUCUUCAAAAAGGCCAAUGCUAUGCUGGAUGAGGAUGAGGAGGACCGAGUGGAUGAAACAGCCCUGCAGCAGCUGACUGAGAUGGGUUUCCCUGAGAGUCGUGCUGUGAAGGCUCUGCGCUUAAACCAGUAA